Plasmodium inui San Antonio 1 is the source of this 2892-nucleotide messenger RNA. RefSeq lists its product as hypothetical. The transcript has a single exon. Lineage: Eukaryota; Apicomplexa; Aconoidasida; Haemosporida; Plasmodiidae. The coding region runs from base 1 to 2892 and encodes 963 amino acids. The record is from RefSeq and is a predicted model, not a curated record.
AUGCAAAGGAGGAGAAGACUUCACACAAUUUUACAAACUUAUCAUUUCACUAACUGGAUUUGCCUGAAACCGAAGGUUUCUUCCCCUUCUCCCUUCAUUUUUAAGGGGGAGUUUCUCUUCAGGAAGAGAAGCUUUUCCAUUUUUUCAAGGCUGGUAGAAUGGUCCUCCCUGUAUGGGAGUAACAAGGGUGUUGAUCUCACCAGGGAGGGUACGCAGAGAGGCGAAACAGAAAAAGUUAUAACCCCCAAUGGGCAGGCACCUUUAGAUAGCGGUAAUACACAGAGGCACGACUCCCCUCCGCAGCUGUGCGAAAACACCCAGUGCUGCCACACUUCUGAGGUGAAGGUGAGCCAAGGAUUUGCUAACGAUCUCACUGGGGGGAUAUGUAGCCCGAUAGAGGCGGAUCUGCACAUACACCGGAAUGUAGACUCAGGAGUUAUUGCUAAGAUGGGAGAAUCGGCCGCGAAGACCGCUCCCUUGGAACCAAGCGAGAGUACUAACGACAGUGUAAUUGGAGAAAAAAAAACCAAAAAAAAGAAAAAAAAUGCACCAAGGGAAAAGGGCAAAAAGGAAAGACCGAAAGGUGAUGGGACGAAGCGCGAGGGGGGGACGCUCAGGGGAGACCCCCCCAAGUGCAUCCCUCCAGUGGAGGAACAGGAACAAAAAAAAAAAAAUCAAAAUGGGAAGAAAAAUAGAAAGCAAAAUGGAACGCAGAAUGGGACGAAAAAUGGAACGCAAAACGAGAUGCAGAAUGGGAAGCAAAAGAAGAAGCAAAAGAAAAGAAAAAAAACAAAAGAAAACUGUCAGAAUGACGAAAUGGAGGUCACCCCCCCAAGCGAGAACGAACGGACGAUCCAGAAAAGCACUGGAAACGCCUCCGAUAAGGCAACCCAAGAGAACGAAGGCGACAAAUGCAUCAGCAAAAAGUUCAGUAAGGAAGAUUACUACAAACAAUUUGAAUUGAUAAGUAAAAACAGUAAUAUCAUCAUGGAGAAAAUAAACGGAGUGACGGACAUCUCCACCUUUGUCCACAAACACAUAGCGUCACUACAUUUUGGAAACAUUUACGCAUACAACAAUUUACUUUACGAAAUAUACGACAAAUUUGUAGAUGGGGACAUUAAGAAGGUGAAAAAAUUAAUAAAGAAUUAUAGCAAAUUGAUAAAGAAAAAUCUUCAACGAAAAAUAAAAUACUUUGAGGCGUUUCACGAAAUGUGUCCACAGGAGUACAGCCAUGUGUUGACUUGUCUGUUUAUUCAAUCGAUUGACAUAUUAAAGGAUGAAGAUAUCAGCCACACGUUUAAUUAUGACAAGGUCAUAUGUACCAGUAAGGAUACUGAAGGGGGGGGAACAGAGAUUCCUGGGGAGGAGCAGGAGGAGGAAGAAGAAGAGGCGGCCUUCUCAAAUUUGGAAAGAAAUGUUGACAGGGGAGAGGUGAAGAAUGGCACGACGCCCUGCGUGGAGAAUGGCAACAGCGACGGGGAAGCGGUUGGCAGCCUGGGUGGUAACGCCGGUGCCCACUCUGGCCAAGGGGAAAGGGGGGGGAAGAAGCCCCCACGCGCGCUUCCCCAGCAGAGGCAGUUCAGCCCUAGUAGCAAGAUUGUGUACGAAAUGGAUGUGCACUUCGACGAGGGAGAAGCGGAAGAAGUGACCUGCCCGGGCGAAACCAACCGCCCCCGCGACGAUGACGAGGCGAGCACCAGCGCGCACAGCAUCAACGAAAACAACUUCAUCAUUGUGUACGACCUGCCCAUGAUCAACUACGAGCUGCUAAGAGUGGAGCUAAAAGAAGCCUUCUCCUUCUGCGGAGAAAUAAAGAGCAUGGAAUUUUUCAGUGACCGUCUUAAAACGGUAGACAUAAACGCACUAAAUGAUGAAGAAGAAAUAGACAGUUCGAAAAGUGUGCGAUCUGGUAAGAGUAAGAAGAUUGGAAACACGCCCAAUGGAAAUGCAAAGGGGGGAAAGAGCAACAAACCUAAAUGCACUAAUGGGAACAGAAUUCAUAAUUCAUUUAACCUGAAUAGCUACACAAAACUGUACGCCAUUAUAGAAUUUUUUGAGGAAAAAUCUGCAACCCUAGCCACCAGCGAAUUUUUGAGGAUUUUUGGCAUUUUCUGUUUCAACAAAUUAGUCUAUGUAGAUAAAUGUGUAAAUAAAAACAUCAUGAUCAUAACGCACCUUCCUUUUCAUUUGAAUAUUUACAAUAUAUUUUACUUGCUAUUAAAUGCCUCUUUAUUCAAAUUCGAUGUUCUGAGUGGAGUGGGAGAAGGGGAAGGUGCUCCGAAAUUAGGCGUCUCCAAGGGUGGAAACUGCGGUGAGGAGGAUCAGCCAAUCGGCCAAAGUAAUCACCCAAGAGUAAUUUCAGAUGGUCGCAAACCAAUUUCUGGGCAGAAAAGGAAGAGAAGGUGUGAAAUUAGACUCCGAAACAGCAACAUGCGUAUUGAAAGCUGCGAUUCGAUUUUUGGUGAAGCACAUGGAAUGGGAAGCCGAGAUGUGUACGAUUAUAUAUGCGAAAUUUCUAAAAAGAACUUUCUACAGUUUAAGAAGAAGAAAAACAUAAAAUUGGAAGCAUGGACAAAUGAUGAUAACAAUGGCACGGAGGAAAAGAACAACAACUUCGAGUCAUUUGCCGAUUUUUAUCAAAAUCAAAAUAAAAAAAUGAAGACGAGAAAGGUGAAUGUCCAUAACAAUGGACGAAUUUUAAUUCUCCACUUUGACAGCUUUAAAUAUCUGUAUGAUUGCUUGAAAAAGUUUAAGCAUAUUUUCGGUAAAAAAAAUCAUAUGAUUUUUUCGGUCAACUUGAGGAGGUGCAUUUAUCGGAAUGGCGCAAUCAGGGACUGUGUGCAGGUUAAAGAUGGCAGGAUUGGGAGGGGCCUUAAUGUGGAGGCCUAG